This is a messenger RNA of Aphidius gifuensis, 768 nucleotides long. Its product is annotated as odorant receptor coreceptor-like. The coding region runs from base 1 to 768 and encodes 255 amino acids. Lineage: Eukaryota; Metazoa; Arthropoda; Insecta; Hymenoptera; Braconidae. Gene Ontology annotation, molecular function: odorant binding; olfactory receptor activity. The record is from RefSeq and is a predicted model, not a curated record. Gene Ontology annotation, cellular component: plasma membrane. Gene Ontology annotation, biological process: sensory perception of smell; detection of chemical stimulus involved in sensory perception of smell. The transcript is spliced from 5 exons.
AUGAGCAGAGAUUGUUUUUUACCUUUUGCAGUACUUGGAUGUUUUUUUAAAUCACUCAAUAUUGUUGGCUCACAUGAUAAAAUAACAUAUGUCAUUCAAACAUUUUUAAAUGAUCCAUGUUUACCAAGAAACUCAAAAGAGAUUUUGAUUCAAAAAAAAUAUGACAAAUUCAUUUGGCGAUGUACAGUUGCUUAUGGUGUAUUGGCUGAAACAACAGCAAUUUGUUUUACAUUUGGAUCAUUAUGGUUGGAUUUGGGACCAGGUGUAUUGCCUUUUCCUGCCUGGUUACCAUACAAACAUGAUACUGGUACCUGGUACUGGUUUGCAUAUUCAAAUCAAAUAGUUGCAGGGAUUAACUCAACAACUUUUGCAAUUGGUUAUGACACUUUGAUACCUAGUCUCAUGAUUCAAAUUGUAUCAAAAUUCGAAAUUCUUCAGCAUAUUUUAAAUAUUGAUAAAUAUCAAAAAUUUUCACAAGAAUGGACAGGUGUAAUACUUUAUCUUUGCUGUAUGCUAUCACAAAUAUUCAUUUUAUGCGCUGCUGGAAAUGAAGUGACACUUGUAAGCAGUCAACUUGGAAAAGCAGUAUAUAGUAUAAACUGGACCCAUUUAAAUAAAAGUACAAUUAAAAGUCUCAUUUUAAUAAUGAAUCGUUCGUUACAUCCAAUUGUAUUUACAAGUAAAAAUAUCGUAACACUUUCACUUGAUUCAUUUAAAAGUCUUAUAAAAAUUUCAUAUUCAACAUAUAACGUUCUUCAUCGUACAUAA